AUGGCAUCCAACGCCAAAGCCAUUUCGGGUCGAACAUUUGACUACAUUGUAUGUGGCGGAGGCACAGCUGGUUGUGUCAUCGCGGCAGAGCUUGCUUCAAUCCCCAAUAUUUCAGUUCUUCUGAUUGAAGCUGGGAGAGAUUCAGGUCUCGCACCAGAUGUUCUGGUCCCAGGGAAAUAUGUCAAGCAACUCCAAAAAGACAAGGAGGGACUAUGGGAGUUGGAGACAGUACCACAGAAGCAACUGAAUGGGAGGAAGUUGAUGUUCCUCAGAGGAAGACAGCUUGGAGGAAGUUCUGCUGUUAAUUAUAUGGCCCUUGCUCGGGGCCCGGCUGCGGAUUAUGAUGACUGGGCUAGGAUGGUCGGUGAUGAAGGAUGGUCGUGGAAGAACAUAUUGCCAUUGAUGAGAGAGCUCGAGGACUUUGACCCAACGUUACCUGCCUAUCUGCAACAUCUUGCUGGCCCCAAGAUAAAAGACCGCGGAACUUCUGGGCCUCUGAAAAUUGGGUUCGGUGAUGAGAUGGUUCCUGGCAUUGAGACAUUCGUGGAAGCAUGCCUGGAGAAUGGGAUUCCGCUAUGUCCAGACAUCAACUCAGGAAACCCCGUGGGUGUUGGAUUGGCGCAGUUCAACGUUCGAAAUGGAGAGAGAUAUUAUGCAGCGAAUGCUUGGUUGAACGAGUCAGCUCGGAAGUCUCUUCGGAAUCUGACUAUAGUCACCGAGACAGAGUGUGAUCUCCUUCAUUCGAGGAACGGAAUCGUCACUGGGGUGGAACUAUACCACCGACCUACAGGAGAGAACUUACAUGUGUACUGCCGCAAAGAGACUGUUCUCUGUGCUGGCACAUUUGGAUCUCCCAAGAUCCUUAUGCUGUCCGGUCUUGGUCCUAAAGAUACCCUGAAGCAGCACGGCAUUCAAGUCAAGGUUAACCUGCCAGGCUGUGGCCAAAACAUGCUCGAUCACUCAAUCAUUACCUGCGAAUACAAAGUGGACAAUUCCAUUCAAGCACACAACCAAAUAUUCUUGAACCCCGAUCUUCUUGCCGACGCGGAGGCAAGGUACGCAAAGGAUCAUACUGGGCCACUUGCCAUGUACGGUGCCAGUGGCACCUUAGCCUUCCCCAGGAUUCAGCGCCUAUUCAACUCAAAAGAAUUCUCCAACCUCAACGCCAAAGAACAAACGUUCCUGAUGGAGCCCUCAAGACCCUCUGCAGAAAUUUGGCUCGGAUCAGGGCCUUCGGUAUACCAAGAUGAUCGACCAGAACAAAGCUAUAUGACGCACGAGCUUUUACUCCAGAACAACCUGUCCCAGGGAACCGUCACAAUUCGUUCGAAAAAUCCACGCGACCUUCCGGUCGUGGAUCCGAACUUCCUUUCUCAUCCGUUUGAUCGGCGAAUUGCUAUCGAAAGUGUUCGUAUGGCGCUGAAGAUUGCUCGUUCCAAGGCUUACCAGGGAACUAUUGAGCGAUUGGUUCAUGGCCCUGAUCUGGAUUUCGCGACAGCGGAUCUUGAUGCAGUCAGUGAUGAGGUUAUUCUGGAUUUUAUUCGCAAGAAUCUGGAUCAAGGAUAUCACAGUGUGUCGACUUGUCGCAUGGGCAAGAGUAGUGAUCCAAAGGCUGUUGUGAACUACUCGUUCCGAGUUAAAGGGAUGCAAAACCUCCGCGUGGCAGACCUGAGCGUGUGUCCCAUUCUUACAUGUAACCAUACCCAGAUCAAUGCCUACUUGAUUGGUCUACGAUGCGCGAAGGAAAUGAUCACGAACCAUAAGGGACGAACAGAGCUUGCGAAAUUGUAG
Messenger RNA from Penicillium malachiteum, 1791 nucleotides. Its product is annotated as GMC family oxidoreductase. The transcript is spliced from 7 exons. Lineage: Eukaryota; Fungi; Ascomycota; Eurotiomycetes; Eurotiales; Aspergillaceae. Gene Ontology annotation, molecular function: flavin adenine dinucleotide binding; oxidoreductase activity, acting on CH-OH group of donors. Bases 1 to 1791 code for a protein of 596 amino acids. The record is from RefSeq and is a predicted model, not a curated record.